AGUAAGAUAGCAAUUAAAUUUAUAUUCCUCUGGCAUUCAAAGACGAUGUUAACUGUAUUAUUGUUACAAAUUGUUAAUUGUUACAAAAUACUGUAAUUUCAACAGGUACAUAAUUUUAAUCUAUAUAGAUGCUUCAAGUGGGAAUUAGUAUGGCAUUUUCACAUAUCAUAUUAAACAGAUUAAUAAUUAUCAUAAUAAUUUUACUACCUACAGCAAAAUUUACGAAAAAUGACACUGAACUUAAUUACAAUGUUUUGAAUGGCAAUUUUAAACCACUGCAUUAUGGUGUCAAAAUAGAAUAUGACGUAUACAGAAAUGUCUUUCUUGGAGAGUGCAAUAUCACCAUCCAGAUUAAUCGCCCAACGGAAAAUAUAACUAUAAACACAAACACUAUCUCCAUAAAGCAAAUUAAUCUGUUUGACGACAAUGAUAAUGAGAUGUUCAGCAUCCAAAUGUUUUCAUUUGGAAUCAAUGAAUUUAAAGAAAUGUACAUUUAUCUUGAUUUUAUCCAGUUAUCAGGGGAUGUUUUAUAUCCUGAUACAUAUAUCUUAAAAUUCAUAUAUAGCGGUAUGAUAUUAGAUGACGAAAAAGACGCAGACAAAGAAAAGGAUAAAAUGUUAAACAAGAAAGGCAUUAAAGUAAUAAAAGCAGUUGAAUUAUUUCCAUGUUGGAACAAGGCAAUAUUUAAAACAACCUUUAACAUUUCUAUCAAGCAUCAUAAAGACUAUAAGUUUUUAUCGAGUAUGCCGAUACGAAUACAAGUUGAAAACUUGGAUAACACUCUGUGGACUCACUUUGACACAUCACCUUUAAUGUCUGCUAAACAUUUAACAAUUGUGAAAUCCACAUUCACUAAUUACUUCGCUUAUAUUAGAAAUGUCAAAUUUUGGUAUAGAAAAGAAAUGAUCGACCAGAUGCGAUUCGCAGAAAACAUUGUCCGAGUAGUUAUAUACUAUUUGAAACUAAAAAGUAAAGCAAUAAUACCAAAAAUAGAUUACUUUGUAAUUGAAAACUUUCAACAUAGUAACGAAAAGACGCGAGGAUUCAUUCUAUUAAGGGAAGAAGAUAUUAUUUAUAAUUAUACAUUACAUUCCGUUCGCAAAAUGGAAGUGGCAAACUUAAUGGCACGUGAAACGAUAUCUUAUUGGUAUGAUGACGUGCCUUUGUGGUCAAAAGAAGGAUUUAUUACGUUUCUUGCAGCACAUAUUCUGAAGACUCAGUCAUAUUCCAUGAUGGACUUAUUUUACGUCCAAGAACAACAGGAAUCUUUACGUUUCGAUACUCUUCCUACAGAUUCUCUGCCAUCUAGAACAUCUCUUCAUUAUAUCAAAUCAUCUAUUAUAUGGCGCAUGUUAUAUCAUAUAAUAUCUGACAUGAAGUUUUGGACUAGUCUCAACAUGUAUAAAAACAUACAGUAUAAUCAGACAAACGCGACAGAUACAAAGAAUUUAUCUACUAUCGUAUCAUUUUGGAACGCUGUGGAAAGUGUUCUAGGUUCAACAAGUAAUAUACGUAACUUUAAUAAAGAUGUAAUCGAUAUUUGGUCAAUGCAAGGACAUUAUCCUGUACUGUACGUGACACGAAAUUAUUCUACUAACUUAGUAUCAAUCACAUAUAUUAAUUCUAAACAUAUACUAUUUCCUAAUAUGAAACAAUAUGAAUUAUACGUGGUAUAUACGACGAAAUCACUUAUGAACAUCGAGACACAUCAUUUUUGGCUAUCUACACUAACACCGUACCAUUAUAUAUCGCGCAAUAUUCACAUUAAUGAUUGGAUCAUUCUCAAUUUACAACAAACUGGGUACUAUCGCAUUAAUUAUGAUUUGGAAAACUGGAAAAGACUUGCCUGGUAUUUGUACAAUGAAAAUUAUAACACGAUUCCUGUUCUGAAUCGAGCCCAAAUCAUCGAUGACGCGUUUUACUUUUUGACGCAAAAGCAACUCAAUAUCAACUUGUUUUGGGAUAUUACAAGCUUUCUAUUAAAAGAUACGGACUAUGUAGCAUGGUAUCCUAUGAUUAAAGCUGUUGAAUACAUGACAUGUGUCUGGGAAGUUCAACAUAAUGCCCUUAUAAAAGAGGUAAUUAAAGAAAUGUUCAAUAAACUUCUGCAAAAUAUAGGAUACGAUGACAAAUUUGACGAAAGUGAUUUUACUAAAUGUUUAAGAGAAGAAGCGGUAAAGUGGGCAUGUGUUCUCGGUGAGCCAGAAUGCAGAAAAAUAGCCACUUCGAAAUUAAAAGAAGAUCUUCAAACUUCUGAACAAAACAAACUUUCGAAAUGGAGGGAAUGGAUAUACUGUAAAGGUUUAAUGACAGCAAACCCCCUUACUUGGGACAAAGUGUUGAUUAAAUGGGAGAGAACAUCCGAUGAUGCAUUUUUAGACUACUUAACAUGCUUUACAAAUCCUGAUACUUAUCGAAUUUAUUUGGAUAUAAUAAUAAAUGAGAGAGUUCAUUAUAAUGUAAAAAACAGUAAAACAAGUGCUAAAAACGUUCUUCUAAUUGUUGCAAAACAUGCAAGAAAUGAUGAUGUGCUCAAGUAUAUAUUCGACAAUAUAAGAUUGUUCGAAUUCAGUAUAAACAAGCAAAUUGAUCACAUUGCCAUAUUAAUCGUUAUUAUUACGCACGAACAUUCUGUAGAACAAUUCGAAAAGAUAACUGAAUUUGCAAAAGGUCUCUGUGAAAAGCGACUAAUUGAUGCAGUUAAACAAAAAAUAAAGAAACGAAAAUUGGAAUGUGAAAAACGAGUCACAUACUACGAGCGCAUCGAUAUACCUACCUAUAUAGAAAGAAAGAACUAAGCAAACAAUUGAAUCCAUGAAAGACAAUUGUUUUACUUGCUCCUUUAUAUAUGAAAUAUUUUUGUAAUACUGUUUUUAUUAUUGUAUUAAAUAU
Messenger RNA from Linepithema humile (Argentine ant), 2892 nucleotides. NCBI's taxonomy places the organism in Eukaryota, Metazoa, Arthropoda, Insecta, Hymenoptera, Formicidae. The record is from RefSeq and is a predicted model, not a curated record.